AUGGUAUGUCUCCGCUUUAAUGAAGCACUCGUUCAGAAAGGAACAGCUCGUUUGAGCGUUGGUGAAGUGCUUAGACGCUUACGAGUACUUCAAGCAGAACUUGCUGAUCAUGACCAGGAGCAAGUGGAGCGCUCGUCUUUAGAUGCAGUGAUUGCUGAGUUAGUGAAUGAAACGCUUAUAAAUCACAAGGAUAAAGGUGUCCGUGCAUAUACGGCAUGCUGUUUGGCUGAUAUUCUUCGGCUUUGUGCACCAGAUGCUCCGUAUACGCCGUCGCAGUUAAAUAGCAUUUUUGAAUUAUUUGUUAGUCAGUUGAAGGGACUUACUGGUCCUGAAAUGCCUUAUUAUGCACAAGCAUUUUAUCUUCUUGAGAGUUUGUCUCAAGUUAAGUCAAUAGUGUUAAUGGCGGACCUUUCUAAUGGGCAUGUAUUAACAAUUGAAUUAUUUCGUGUAUUUUUUGAAAUAGCGACUCCAGAACAACCACGUAAUGUUAUAAUUUCUAUGGUUGAUAUUUUGGCACAGUUGAUUGACGAAUCUGCAAUGCUUCCUUCAAAGGUUAUAGAUAUGAUAUUUUCCCAAUUUACUGGUCUUGGUUCAAAAACGAGUCAUCCAUUUACAUUAAAAAUUGAACGGCCACCAGCAUAUAUAAUGGCUAAACAGCUUUGUAAUAUAUGUGCUGAACGUUUGCAAAGAUAUGUAUGCCAAUACUUUACAGAUAUUGUUUUUGAGGCCAAUCGUUCGAUUGAUGAGAAUUUUCAGGUUGAAUUGGAUGAAGUAAUGUUGCAGGAUGUAGAAAAGGCACAUCGCUUGGUUUAUGAACUUUAUGUGGCUUCACCACCUAUUCUUGAAAACGUUAUGCCUCAGUUGGAGCAAGAGCUCAUGGCGGAAAAUGUAACGUUUCGACUUUUAAGCACAUCAACUAUUUCUGAAAUGCUGUCUGUCAAAGAACAAAAGAUUGAUUUUACUAAAGAAUACCCCUCUCUAUGGAAAAGCUGGUUGUCUCGUGGAAAUGAUAAAAGUCCUGUCAUACGAAUAAAAUGGUUAGAGGGUUUAUUUAAUGUUUUGGUAAAUUUUAGUUAUUCUACUGAAGUAAUGGCCACUGUAGUAGAGGGCAUUUUGGCAAAAUAUGUAGAUGUUGAUGAAAAAGUACGGAUGACUGUUUGUAAAAUGUUAGGUUCUUUGGAUUAUUGUACAGUUCGUGAAAAAAUUCCAAGCAAUGUUUUAGAUGUUUUGUCAGACCGAUCUAAAGAUAGGAAGCAAGUAGUCCGGAUUGAGGCAAUGCAUUGUCUUGGGAAAUUAUAUAAUAUGGCUUAUAAUGAUAUAUCAUUGAUUUUCCUUAGUUUAGAAAAUUUAAACGCUACAACAGAAUGGUUUUCGUUAAUUCCUUCUAGAAUACUGCAUACUAUAUACAUAAAUGAUAAGGAAAUUAAUAUAUUGUUAGAAUCUGUUUUAUAUGAAUAUAUUCUUGAUUAUAUGGAAAUAGAUGAUACCAAAAGAACGCAACGAAUGUUAGUUAUGUAUAAGAAUUUGGAUAGUCGGGCUAAGCAAGCAUUUUUAUCUUUAGGAAGAAAUCAGUCUAAAUAUGUCAAGAUAGCAGAGUAUUAUCUCGGUAUUUGCGAAAAAUAUAAUGGUGGUGUAAUUUCUGAUAAUGAAAAGAGAAUUCUUUCCUCUUUGAAUGAUGCUAUUACUCGCCUUAAAUCGUUAUAUGGUGAUCCUGUAAAGGCGGAGUUGGAUUUUGAGAAAUUUUCUAGGUUAAAUGAUAGGCGUUUAUAUAAGUUACUUAAAGAUUGUAUGAAUUUGUCAAAUGAUUAUAAACAAAUUUUAAAAUCUCAGAAAGAAUUUUUAAAGCGAAUAGAACAGGUUUCUUCUGCUUUAGUAGGAACAUUUAAAUUUUUUGUUUUUAAAAUAAGUCCUAUGUUAUAUAACAAAAGUGUAAUAUCACCGAUUAUCGAGUAUACUAGAUUUAAUAAAAAUAUGUUGGCAGAUACUGCACGUGAGCUCUUAAAGGAAAUAUCUUUAAUACAGCCUUCUGUAUAUAAAGCACACGUAACAGAAAUUUCGUUUUUGAUUAAAGAACAUAAUAUUGAAUCAAAUAUAUCUUGUACUGACACUUUAAAAGUUUAUGCUCAGUUUAUUUCUUCAUUUCCUCAAGAUAUAUCUACAGAUCCAAGAUUAUUAGAAGCAGUUACUUCUUUUGCCUUAAGAGGGAGUCCUUCGGAAUCAAAACAAGCUGUUUGUAUUUUAUUGCAUUCAAUUAAUAAAGAAAAGGUUCUUCAUGAUUUAAUUGAAGAAGUAUUUAAUGAUCUUUGUGUUUCUUCUUUGUAUUUUUUGACUAAGUUAUCUGCUUUAUCACAGCUUGUGCUUUAUGCUCCUGAUGAAAUGGAAUUGAAAGCUGAUCAAUAUACAAGUUUUUUAAUUAAAGAAGUAUUACUUGUUAAUCUUAUUUCUGAGGAGUCAAAUGAUGAAGACUGGGUUGAUGAUAAUGUUCUUGAGGAUGAAUGCAAAGCAAAGAUAUUAGCACUUAAGAUUCUUGUGAAUAGGCUAAGGGCAAAUAUGAACGCUGAUGGUGUUCAACAAUUGGCAAAGCCUGUGUUUCGACUUCUUGCAUCAAUUAUGACAAAUAUGGGGGAAAUUUCAAAAGAAAGAAACACUCCGCUGCGAUUUCAAUCACAUAUACGUCUAGUUGCAGGACGGUUGCUUUUAAAGUUGUCUAGUCUUAGUGUCUUUGAAGAGAUUAUUUCUGUUGAAGAUUUUUAUAAAAUGGCAUUGUUAGUUCAGGAUCCAUGUUUUCAAGUUCGUUAUAAUUUUGUCAAAAAAUUAAUGAAAUAUUUAAAUUUAGAUAAAUUAACUGCACGUUAUUACAUACCAAUUUUUCUUAUAGCUCAUGAGCCAGAAGAAGAAUUUAAACAAGAGGUAGUUAGAUGGAUUAAAUCAUGUGUUUCUGUUUCUCGGAACCGUGAAACUUUUACACUUGAAUAUUCGAUUGUAAGAUUUAUUCAUUUUCUUGCUCAUCAUCCGGAUUUUUCUACUGAUGUUGAUGAUUUAAUUGAUUUUGCAAAAUACAUAAAUUUUUAUUUAGAACUUUUAGCUACUUCAGACUCUCUUUCAUUAUUAUUUCAUUUAGUACAAAGGAUAAAACAAUUUUAUGAUUUAAUAUCUCCUGAAAAUAGUGAUAGACUUUAUGUUUUGUCGGAUUUAUCUCAAGCUUUAAUUAGGAUUAUGGCUAUGUCUAAUUCAUGGACAAUACAAAUUUAUCCUAAAAAACUUAAAUUACCUUCAGAACUAUACGCGAUAUUAACUAAUCCAAAAAUUGCUUCAGAGAUUGCUAAACGAGUUUAUGUUGAUAAGGAUAUUGAGGAAAGGCUUGUUUCGUUCACAAAAUUUUCUAGACUGGUUAAAAAACGGAAAUCUGUUGUUGAAAAAAUAGAAUUGGUUAAAAAAAUAGAACCUGUUAAGAAACGCCUUUCGAAAAAUACUUCUAAAAGUCAGAAAAAGUUAGAAAAUACAGUUGCGCCAUUAAGAAGGAGUAGACGAGUUUUGCAGGCUGUGAAUUAUGUUGAGAAUGGCGAUGAUGAUGAAAUGACUGAUGAAAUUAUAAGUAAUGAUGGAAGUAUUGAAAGUGAAAUUGAAGUAGAUAGUUUAGAUAGUGAUAAGAUGGAAAAAGAAUAA
Messenger RNA from Pneumocystis jirovecii RU7, 3666 nucleotides. RefSeq lists its product as uncharacterized. NCBI's taxonomy places the organism in Eukaryota, Fungi, Ascomycota, Pneumocystomycetes, Pneumocystales, Pneumocystaceae. The record is from RefSeq and is a predicted model, not a curated record. The transcript has 19 exons. Gene Ontology annotation, cellular component: chromatin; nucleus. Gene Ontology annotation, biological process: DNA repair; mitotic sister chromatid cohesion. Bases 1 to 3666 code for a protein of 1221 amino acids.